UGCCACCAUGAAGUUUGCUUCCGCGGUCCUCCUCGGCCUUCUUAGCGCCGUCGUCGCCGAGCGCAAGACGUUCACGGCCUACACGCAGCCCAUCACGCUCGAGCAAGGCGGCAUCAGCAACGCCUUCCACGUGCUCAAGAUCCCCAAGGGCCCUAUCGCCGUGUACCGCUUCGCCGGCGACAUUGUCGAGAUCGCCGCCGACGGCACGGUCAUCCCGACGCCGACGUACGAUGCGUACCUGCACCACCACGUCGUGGGCUCGCGCCACCAGCGCUACGCCAACCAAGAAGGCAAGUGGACGCCCAUGAAGCCCAAGGGCGCGUACCGCGGCGUCGGCUUUGGCGCGGGCACCGAGGCGCGCGGGACGCCCCAAGAGUUCCACUACCCGUACGCCUUCUUCACGACCGAGGGCGAGGACGAGUGGAUCGCCAACGUCCACAUCCUCAACACGCGGCAGAUGUCGCCGGCGCAAGCGCACCGGUGCCUCGAGUGCCCGUGCACGGCCGAGGACGACUUCUCCAACGGAACCAUCAACGGCGUCGAGAACCCGCACGAAUGCAGCCCCCAAUUGCUCCACGACAACAACACGGUGUGCAACUUUGAGACGUACACGGGCGGCCUCUGGUGCUGCAACACGGGCGAGUUUUGUCUCGAGAAGCACGAGCUGCCAGCGCCGGCGCCGCCGACGUCGACCUACUACAUGCGCUACACGAUCGACUACGACGACAUUGAGCCCGAGAACAAGGAGCUGUACCUCGCGGGCUGCUGCGAUGCGUCCGGCGACCUUCUCCACCACGGCGCGGUCGAGUACGACGUGCCCCAGUGCAACCCGGCAGAGAACCCGGGGUGCGUGUACACCAUCUCGGCGCGCCAGCACGUGGGCACGGGCAACGUGGUCUUUGACCUCGGCGAGGACUACACGCUCGACGACCGUGAAGUCGAGCUCGUCUACGCCGUCGGGCACCAGCACCGCGCCGGCCUCGGCAUCCACCUCUACAACGACACGACCGACGAGCACAUUUGCUCGUCGCUGCCAACCUACGGCAACGGCACCGUCGCCGGCAACGAGAACGGCUACGUCAUCGCGAUGAGCACGUGCACGUUCGACCCGCCGCUCCGCAUGCGCACCACCGACGUCCUCCGCAUCGUCGCGUCCUACGACAGCACGAUCGCGCACACGGGCGUCAUGAGUCUCUGGUACCUCGCGAUCGCCGACGUGCCCAAGGAGACGACGACCAAGGUGCUGGCGCCGGCGGCGUCCACCGACGGCAACAGCUGGGGCUAUGUCGUCGGCGGGCUUGUCGCCGUGGCGGUUGCGGCAACGGCGGCGGUCGUGUACCGCCGUCACACGCGCCAAGGCUACGCGCAGGUCGAAGGCGAUCUGACGCCCGCGACGCUCUGAUCGUUCAGAGUUGAUAAUGUAUGCUCGGUGGAUUUUGAAUUGGGUU
Saprolegnia parasitica CBS 223.65 is the source of this 1448-nucleotide messenger RNA. RefSeq lists its product as hypothetical. Lineage: Eukaryota; Oomycota; Saprolegniomycetes; Saprolegniales; Saprolegniaceae. The transcript has a single exon. Bases 8 to 1402 code for a protein of 464 amino acids. The record is from RefSeq and is a predicted model, not a curated record.